GUCAUGGUCUGUCCCGCUCUCCGCAACCCACAUCCGUACAACAUGUCCCAGCAACAUAGACAAAGGUUCAACCACCGCAAGUACCCUCAAGAACAAGGCUCUUCCCCUGCCUGCCCAAUUGUUAUUCCACCUUCACCUUCGGGGGACAACAGUGCUUGGAAUUUGAGCAUGCCAGAUCCUUCUCUAGCCCUAGAGGCUUUUGCAUGGCCCUCACUGUGGUUCGACGUGCCGUCAUUAACACCACCCGUAUCUACUGGCCAGCUCACACCUCAUUCGUUUGACGUACUCGACACCCUUCCGGACCUCAUCCAUUCGGAUACAAAGACGCCCGAUGCGUCCCCUGUUUCCUUGCGUGACGCAUGUACAACUCCAACUCAGGAGUCUAGUAAUGUUGUGGCUGUCUGCGAUGUGCCCCUUGUUGCCCCGCGUCCGCUUCCUUUCACGCCACCUGCCUUUUUGCAAUUCGAUUGCUUACCCGAUGAAGAUGAGGACCUUUCUUUUCCGCCAUACACUCAUAGCCGGCGCCACUUGUGCGAUACCAAAGAACACAAACAAAACCCGCGCAAACGCCCUGCACCGCCGUUAGAUACCGCAACUACCUCCGUAGGCGAAACCGGUACAAUCAAUAUGCUUCCUUCAAUUUCUAAGAAGCGCAGACGACUCGCGCACGGCGAGAAUGCGGCGCCUAUGAUUUCGCCCGCGCAGCCCGCAGUUUUCUUCAAUAGCAGAGGGCCCUUUCUUGACCCGCGGGUUGGACAUUUCACCCGCGACGGAAUGAUAGGUUGGAUCUAGUGCCUUCCUCAAAUUGGAUCGUCGUGAUUUGAAUCGACAAGAGUGAUUGUGAAGCAGCCAGCGCUGCCCUAUCAUAUGCUAUGAAGCAGAUUGAUACUCGCACGCGGACGCCCGGGUUUCUCUAAGGAUACAUGUAUUAUGAUAUCCGAGAAGGAACUGUGGGAGGUUUCUAACUGCAACUCGGAUUGCGAUGCGAAGCGAAGUGCCUCGCCUAAACUGGAGAAACCUAGGCUGGGUUUAUAGGAACACGCUUUAUCGCCAGCAACUGCCUGCGUCCGCGUCGGACUGUGCCACGCUAGCUCGGCAGACGUAUGCUGCUUCAUGACUUUCUCAGCGGAACUGGGUAUUGCAAUGCUCCGUUGAAUGUGCCGAAGUCGAGAGCUGGGAACAUCGCGUGCAGAGGGACGAAGAACCUGCGCCGGCCUCCCACUGCGGCACUAUUAAUGGUUCUCGAGGUCAGUCGGGCGCAUGGAAUGUGGAUCACAUCGGAAGAAAUGCAACGCUGGCUUCAGAGCCCGAAUCCGAAGUACUCGCAGAUAGAUGGGCACACGACAGGACUGGAGCAAAUACGCGCGCGGCGAUGUAAGCCUGACACAUGAUGAGAUCGUGUAUGGACAUGGGGAACCCCAAGGACAUCGCCUGAGCCGCGCUAGCGCGAAGCCUCGGAUUCGGAGAGUGGUAUUCGGGUACUUGGUUUUGAUUCUCAGAUAUCGCGUAUCCAUGACGCUUCUAGAUCUGCCGUCUUCCUUAAUUUUCCAUUUUCGUUCUGCAUGAUCCAAUUUUCAAAGUUCCAUUUCGUUUUGCACGAUAAUUGUGUGCCAUUCAUAAUGCGUGCACGUUGCACUGCGAAGUCCAAUCACCAUUACUAUAUACGACGUCAGGGAAGACGCUAGUUUUCAAUUUCGUAUGUAACAAGGUGCCGGGCCCCAUUGACAUGGCGUUGUCAAUCCCGCUUCAGGCUUGCUUGGCCUGUCUGAUGCGUUGACUAGACUAGACUGCAAUGUAAUCAUCCGGGGAUACGGACGCC
Fomitiporia mediterranea MF3/22 is the source of this 1819-nucleotide messenger RNA. RefSeq lists its product as uncharacterized. Bases 4 to 792 code for a protein of 262 amino acids. NCBI's taxonomy places the organism in Eukaryota, Fungi, Basidiomycota, Agaricomycetes, Hymenochaetales, Hymenochaetaceae. The record is from RefSeq and is a predicted model, not a curated record. The transcript has 2 exons.